Molecule: messenger RNA, 1553 nt
Organism: Cercospora beticola
Lineage: Eukaryota; Fungi; Ascomycota; Dothideomycetes; Mycosphaerellales; Mycosphaerellaceae
Gene: SFA1
Product: bifunctional alcohol dehydrogenase/S-(hydroxymethyl)glutathione dehydrogenase
Biological process (GO): formaldehyde catabolic process
Cellular component (GO): cytosol
Molecular function (GO): zinc ion binding; S-(hydroxymethyl)glutathione dehydrogenase [NAD(P)+] activity
Source: RefSeq, a predicted model, not a curated record
GUUCAAGCAGAACAGCCCCUCUUGACAUCAGAGAACCCCGCCAUACAUGAGAGGUAAAUGUGCGAGGGACACUGCAACUCAAACUUACAUUGACAGGCAAGAGUUUUUCCCCUUCUCCUCUUCUGCUGCAAACCACAUCUUGCUCCUCCUCUUACUGCUGCUGUGACCAUCAAGGUAUCACACUGAACCCGCAGCUGCACCCACCCAUCCACCCAAUCCGCGAAGCACUAAUACAAAGCUUCCACCAUGUCCGACACUGCAGGAAAGACCAUCACUUGCAAAGCCGCUGUAGCAUGGGAGGCGGGCAAGGACCUCGUGGUCGAGGACAUCGAGGUUCUGCCUCCACGAGCUCAUGAAGUCCGCAUACAAGUCUACUACACUGGUGUGUGCCACACAGAUGCGUACAUGCUGAGCGGAAAGGACCCCGAGGGUGCUUUCCCAGUCAUUGCAGGACAUGAGGGCGCUGGUAUCGUCGAGAGCGUCGGCGAGGGUGUCACCAACGUGAAGGUUGGCGACACUGUCGUUGCCCUGUACACGCCAGAAUGCAAAGAGUGCAAAUUCUGCAAAUCCGGCAAGACCAACCUCUGCGGCAAGAUUCGCGCAACUCAAGGAAAGGGUGUCAUGCCUGACGGCACUUCACGCUUCAAGUGCAAGGGCAAGGACCUCCUCCACUUCAUGGGCUGCUCCACCUUCUCGCAAUACACCGUGCUCGCUGACAUCUCCGUCGUCGCUGUGACGCCAGAUGCGCCAAUGGACAGGACAUGCUUGUUGGGCUGCGGUAUCACAACCGGCUACGGUGCAGCUGUUAUCACAGCAGGACGCGGAGGUGUAGAGAAGGGUUCCAACGUUGCAAUCUUCGGUGCUGGAUGUGUUGGUCUCUCCGUCAUCCAGGGUGCCGUAAAGCAGGGCUCCUCUAAGAUCAUUGUCGUCGAUGUCAACGAUGCGAAGAAGGAAUGGGCAAAGAAGUUCGGUGCUACUGACUUCGUGAACCCAGCCAAGGAUCUCAAGGAGGGCGAGAACAUCCAGAGCAGACUCAUUGAUAUGACCGAUGGCGGAUGCGAUUACACAUUCGACUGCACAGGAAACGUUCACGUCAUGAGAUCAGCGCUCGAGGCCUGCCACAAAGGCUGGGGUGAGAGCAUUAUUAUUGGUGUCGCUGCUGCCGGACAGGAGAUUUCCACAAGACCAUUCCAACUCGUCACUGGCCGUGUAUGGAAAGGAUGCGCUUUCGGUGGUGUCAAGGGCCGCAGCCAAAUGGGUCAACUCGUGCAAGAUUACAUGGACAACAAGCUCAAGGUCGACGAAUUCAUCACACACCGACAGCCACUCGGCGGCAUCAACGAGGCUUUCCACGACAUGCACGCCGGAGACUGCAUUCGCUGCGUCGUGGACAUGCGCAAGGUUUAAACAAUGUUAGAUUUGGGAAAUGAAAAAACAACUUGUGAAUAGUGAAGUUAGCGUUGCUGCAACCAAAUUGUGAAGCUAUAGGUGUAAAAUGACUUUCACAUCCAUACUGGAACUUCCGGUUCUUCCUGCCUCCGCACCUCUCUCUA